UAUUGCCUCGUCCUUUAGUUACUUCAGAAGUGAAACCAAGAGAAACCAAACCCCAAGCUCUCAUUCAACCAACAACCAAAAACACAUAGCGCACUCCCCAUUCAUCCAAGGGCAAGAUGCUCGACGAAAACUUGCCAACCUUUCGGUUGAAGCCGUCCUCCGAUAACCCGCAUUCGAGCCUCCUCUAUUUCACCCAGAACGGUUCCGAACCAGCAGCCGAGUACCUGAUACGUCGGGCGGACCCGGCCCUGCCCGCCUCGCGCAGCAAGUACGGGAUUGCGAUAUGCGACCCAUAUAACACUGACGUGGUGUACGGAGAGGUGACGGUCGAGCCCGAGUGGUCCCAGCCAACCCUCUCCGCUGCUGAGAUCCGCGCUCAAGCCCAUGUCGGCGCGGCCCCGGCGCCGGCUAUGCCGCUUGUCCCGGACAGCUUCACAGUUCAGCUGUACAACCCCGACCAGUCGGUGGCCGUCAAGAUGGUGACUGGGUCAUGGGGCAAGAGCGAUACCUGGGAGUUUGAACUCCCCGUCCAGACCUUCCGCAAGCCCACUAUCAGUGCGCUAGACCGCGAACAACAGGACAGCUCUACUGCGGCUGCCGACCUGAUCCCGCGGGUCAUGUUUAGGUGGAAGAAAGACGGGCUGCUGAGCAAGGAUAUGACAUGCUACAUGACGGGACAGCGACUCGGCGCACGCAAGAACAAGGAGCCCGACAUUACCAUCGGACUAUUCAAGGCCGCCCGGGAGAGCAUUCUGACCGUCUAUCAGCCAAACCUGCACCGCGUCGAAAUCGAGGACCGCAAGGGCCUGGAAUUGGUCCUUCUGUUAGCAUCAGAAGUCAUCAAAGACCUCUGGUUGAUCCCCAAGCCCGACACGUUCAACGUCCAGGGUGGAGGAGGCCCGGCACUGAACGUGGCCAAGAGAAAGAACUCCCGCCCAGUCGUCAACCCCUCCCCGGCCGCCCCCGUUAUGUCCGGCGCGCUGGCGAACGUCCCCCCCGCCCAACCGGCACCCUCACCUCCCCCACCAGCGCAACAAAAGACCAACACCAUCCCGCCCCCCGUCAAGCCCGAAAUCGACGCCGAAACCCGGCGCCUCCAAGCCAUGGUCGAGCGCGAGCAGCGCGAGCGCGAAAAGGCGGAACGCGCCGAGCAGAAGCGCAUCAAGAAGAUGGUCGAGGAGGAAGACAAGGAGCGGCGGCGGCGCGAGGCCGAGAUCGCCAAGGAGACGGAGCGCCUCCGCAAGAUGUACGGCGUCGAGGGCCAGGACCUGCCGUCCGACCGGCCGUCCCUCCCACCCCGCACCCAGCCCGCACCCGCACCCGGAUCCCCGCAGCAGCAGCUCGGCCCCUGGGGCCACGGUCCGCCGCCGACGCUACCCCCGCGGCCGGUCAGCGCGGGCCCGCAAUCGCGACCGCAGCACUCGUCGUCGCCGACGACCCCGGGGCCCCCUCCGGGACAGGGUUGCCAUGGUCAGAGGCCGCCAACGCAUCAGAGUCAGCAUCCACAGCAGCAGCAGCAGCAGCAGGGGCAGGGGCCGUUUCAUUCUAAUGCGCUGAAUGCGCUGUGGAAGGGCGCUGCUGGCGGGCUGCACCAGUUGCAGAAUCAGGGGCAGCGGCCGCCGGGUAGGAGGAAGUCUGAGGAUGAGAAGGCGAAGGUGAGGAAGAAGAGGAGUUCGCAUUGGUAGUUUUUGGGGAUGUGGGAGGUUGGAGUAGGGAGUUUGGAGGGUUUUGUUUUGGGUAUGACUGGUUGAUGAAGGGAUGAGCGAAAGUAUGAGCGUUGCUUGGUUGCUUGGAUUAUAUGCAUAGAUGGUAUACAGCUUUUGCAACAGCGACUUUUUUGUCCAUGCCGGC
Molecule: messenger RNA, 1851 nt
Organism: Chaetomium fimeti
Lineage: Eukaryota; Fungi; Ascomycota; Sordariomycetes; Sordariales; Chaetomiaceae
Exons: 1
Coding region: 117-1685 (522 amino acids)
Source: RefSeq, a predicted model, not a curated record